UAUUUUAUAUUUGAUAUUAAUUCAUAUAUUGCGCAAGAUUGAGCGUCUUCGUGAACUUUAUAGCAGAUCUGUCAUCGCUCUGCGUGCUGUGUUGGCAGAGGCGCACCGUCUUCUGAUAGGUCAGUGCGCUGCACGUGAUUCCACGCAGAUGCGCAGAACGCUGCAAACAUGGCGUCCUCCGGUGAAAGUUCGGAGACCAGCGAGAGUUUCCUUAGAAAGCGACGUGGCGAUCCGCUUGUUUUGGAUAAUACUGCACACGACAGUUGCAGCGACACAAAACGAGACGAACAUUCGAGUAAAUAUGAGAAGAAAGUGGGUGUUUUGGUCCAGAGAGGGUCAUUCUGGCUCACGCGCAUCGUCCUGCUGAGAUCCAUCGCCUUCAUCUACUUGGUGGCUUUCACUGUCGCCUACAACCAGAAUAAGCAGCUGAUCGGAGAGAAAGGCCUCAUGCCGUGUAAAGAUUACCUGAGGAGUGUUAAGCGUUAUGUGGGAGGAAAGAUUGACCUCUCCGCUCUGUCUUACACUCCUUCAAUCCUCUGGUUCAUGGACUGGAGCGAUAUGGAUGCAAACCUGGAUCUGAUUGCGCUGGCAGGAAUGGCUCUUUCAGGGUUGGUGCUGUUUUUGGGGUCUGCCAAUAUGGUCAUUAUGGGGACGCUGUGGAUCCUGUAUCACUCCAUUGUGAACGUCGGACAGCUUUGUAUCUCCGUCUGGACGUUUCGCUGGCUAAUCGUGCGCAUCAUGCUGGGUGCGGGUUUGAUCAAGAUCAGAGGCGACCGCUGCUGGACGGACCUCACCUGUAUGGAUUACCAUUAUGAGACGCAGCCGGUCCCGAACCCCAUGUCCUACUACAUGCACCGCUCGCCCUGGUGGUUUCACCGCUUCGAGACUCUCAGCAAUCACUUUAUCGAACUCAUCGUGCCUUUCUUCACAUUCAUGGGCCGCCGGAUGUGCAUGAUCAACGGCGCUCUGCAGAUCCUCUUCCAGGUCGUUCUGAUCAUAAGUGGGAAUCUGAGUUUUCUGAACUGGUUGACUAUAGUUCCCAGUCUGGCCUGUUUCGAUGAUUCUGCUCUGGCUUUUCUGUUCCGCCGAUCUGGAAACGUCAGACAGACUUUACUGAAGAUCCAGACAGAAGAAGCUGAAGGACUCAAAACACCACCUACUAAAGGUAUGCUGAUCCGGCGUGUGCUGAACGUGUCUCUGGGUGUCCUGAUUGCAUAUCUGAGCAUCCCGGUGCUGAUGAAUCUGCUGAGCUCCAGACAGAUGAUGAACACCUCGUUUGAACCCCUGCGCAUCGUCAACACAUACGGAGCUUUCGGCAGCAUCACUAAAGAGCGGACGGAGGUGGUUUUUCAGGGCACGCUGAGCCUCAAUCACACUGCUGAAGAUGUGGUCUGGGAGGAAUACGAGUUCAUCUGUAAACCUGGAGCUUUGGACAGGAGACCAUGCCUUAUUUCACCCUAUCACUAUAGACUCGACUGGCUCAUGUGGUUCGCAGCUUUCCAGACCUAUGAGCAGAGUGAGUGGGUUAUUCACAUUGCUGGUCGACUGCUGGCCAAUGACUCCACAAUACUGUCUCUAAUGGCACACAAUCCAUUCCAGGACAGAGAGAAACCCAGGUGGAUACGAGGAGAGCAUUUUCGAUAUAAAUUCACCCGUCCGGGCAGCAACAGUGCGGCCCAGGGGAAAUGGUGGGCCAGAAAGCGCAUCGGACCCUACUUUCCCCCUGUCAACCUGGACGGCCUUCGCAACUACUUUCAGUCCAGAAACUGGCCUCUGCCGACCGGCGAUUAAAGCCAACAUCCAGUUUGUCUUCUUUUGUAUGUCACACACUGAAGUUCAUCCUGUUUCGCCUUUGACAAAACUGUGCCAAAGACGACGGCUUACAUAAGAGAUUUCUAGAGGCAACUCUUUCAUGUCUCUGAGGAUCGGAGCAUGUGUUGAAUCCAGGGCUGUUUUAAGCCUGCCAACAGAAACAGCCUGAUUCUGCUAUUAUUGUCAUUUUAAAUGCAAUCAAGUGUUACUUUCUUAAUGAUUUGAAAGUGUGAUUAAAAAUGUAAAUAAAUGCAAAGAAAAAAAGA
Molecule: messenger RNA, 2078 nt
Organism: Danio rerio (zebrafish)
Lineage: Eukaryota; Metazoa; Chordata; Actinopteri; Cypriniformes; Danionidae
Source: RefSeq, a predicted model, not a curated record